This is a messenger RNA of Colletotrichum abscissum, 408 nucleotides long. RefSeq lists its product as uncharacterized. The transcript has a single exon. Lineage: Eukaryota; Fungi; Ascomycota; Sordariomycetes; Glomerellales; Glomerellaceae. The record is from RefSeq and is a predicted model, not a curated record. Bases 1 to 408 code for a protein of 135 amino acids.
AUGUCAACCUUCAUUACGCCUGCGAAUUUUGCGGCCACUAUUGGGCUAGCCGCAACCAUGAUGGGCUCCAUCGUCACGCUAAAACCAGAACUCGGCAUCAAAAUGUGGCACUUCGAUAUUGCGUCCUCCGAGGAUUUCAAGGAUCCAAAAUCGGAAAAUAGGAGCCUGAUCUUGGACGAGCUGCGCUUGUUCGCCAUACGCGAGUUCUUCAUUGGAGCAAGCCUGUUUGCGGCAGCAUACUUCGGCAACCACAAGACCUUAGCUGCGAUGUGCUUGCUUGGGGUCCCGGUGGUCACUAUUGAUGGCAUUGUGCAGCGGAGACAGGCACCCAAGGCGGAUUGGUGGGUUCAUUUUGCGUUGGCGCCGGUGUUCGCUGGGUUAGGUGUUGCGUCGUGGAGGCAGCAAUGA